AUGCGUCCUGGGGCACUGUGGCCGCUGCUUUGGGGAGCCCUGGUCUGGGCGGUGGGAUCCGUGGGCGCCGUGAUGGGCUCGGGGGAUUCUGUGCCGGGUGGUGUAUGCUGGCUCCAGCAGGGCAAGGAGGCCACCUGCAGUCUGGUGCUGAAGACACAGGUCAGCCGGGAGGAGUGCUGCGCUUCCGGCAACAUCAACACAGCCUGGUCCAACUUCACCCACCCGGGGAAUAAAAUCAGCCUGCUAGGAUUCCUGGGCCUCGUCCACUGCCUACCAUGCAAAGAUUCUUGCGACGGAGUGGAGUGCGGCCCCGGCAAGGCGUGCCGCAUGUUGGGGGGCCGUCCACACUGCGAGUGCGUGUCCAACUGCGAGGGGGUUCCCGCGGGCUUCCAGGUCUGCGGCUCUGAUGGCGCCACCUACCGGGACGAAUGCGAACUGCGCACCGCGCGCUGUCGCGGACACCCAGACCUGCGUGUCAUGUACCGCGGCCGCUGCCAAAAGUCCUGCGCUCAGGUAGUGUGCCCGCGCCCCCAGUCAUGCCUUGUGGAUCAGACUGGCAGCGCACACUGCGUGGUGUGUCGCGCUGCACCCUGCCCAGUACCUCCCAACCCUGGCCAAGAACUCUGCGGCAACAACAACGUUACCUACAUCUCGUCGUGUCACUUGCGCCAGGCCACUUGCUUUCUGGGCCGUUCCAUUGGAGUUCGGCACCCGGGCAUCUGCACAGGUGGCCCCAAAGUACCAGCAGAGGAGGAAGAGAACUUCGUGUGAGCUGCAGCCACCGGGCCUGGUAUUUAAGGCCGUCCUGAUUUUUAUUUAUUAUUACAGAAAAUAUUCUAAUUUAUGUCACAUGGACAUUCCCCAAACCUAGCCUGGAACCACUUGGGGAUCCCCUAGGAUCCUGAGCACAUAUCACAGGAACUGAAGGAAGAUUUUGUAAGAGUUGGUAUAUGCCAUCACCGGGUACUGGGAUCCAAGUUAGAACCCCAGACACCUGCUGCCCAGGGAGGGCCACUUCAUGGAGACCCCCUGAUUUGAUCUCCCCACCUGCUUUCUAGGCUGGCGCUAUCUCAGGCCACAGCUGACGGUAGUGUGUCCACCUCAAUUGGUGUUUGCAUGUGGCCGGUCUCAGGCCAGAGCAGGCAGCAUCGGGUCAGAGAAACACUGGGUUCAUUCCUGUUCAGUCCACUCGGGGUGGGACCUGGUAGAAACAUUGGGCUGUGGCUGACUCGCAAGCCCAGGAGAACCUGUGGACACCAGGAUUCACUCUAGCACCAACUGCCCUGUUCCCUGGACACCCACAUUAGCUUUUAUCCAGCCCCACUCGUCACCAAGCACAUGCUGUUUUGGCUCAUCCAUCACCCUGACAGCUGCCACUGAAAAUUACCCACCCGUGCCUUCAGGGAAACCAAAGAGGGGAGCGAGAGUUCAGUAGGUAGAGUGCUUUUCGAGCAUUCACAACGCCCUGGGCUCCGUCCCCAGCACCACAUAAAACAGACACGUUGACUCAGACCUUUUAUCCCAGCACUUGGAAAGUAGAGGCAAGAGGAUCAAGAGUUCGAGUUUAUCUUUGGUCACACUGGGAGUUCAAGGCCAGCCUGAGCUACCUUAUCUUUGAAAAAAGAAAAAAAAAAAACCUUAAAAAAGGAAGACAAGAUGUCAGACCAUAACAGAAGACCCUGGGAAGGUGCACAGCCCUCCAGUUUGGGGGCAAGGAGUUCCCAGAGUCUUUCUUACCACUCUCCAGUUCUCAGCUGUGCCUUUCUUAUAAUGUUCCCCAAAGUGUCCUUAGCAGGAAGCUAUGGUAGUCUCUCCUACCCUGGAGUUCUGCCUCACCAAGGAAAUAAAAGACAAUAGAAACCACCA
This is a messenger RNA of Rattus rattus (black rat), 1866 nucleotides long. RefSeq names its product follistatin like 3 (gene Fstl3). The record is from RefSeq and is a predicted model, not a curated record. The coding region runs from base 1 to 771 and encodes 256 amino acids. Lineage: Eukaryota; Metazoa; Chordata; Mammalia; Rodentia; Muridae. The transcript is spliced from 5 exons. Gene Ontology annotation, molecular function: protein binding; activin binding. Gene Ontology annotation, biological process: multicellular organism development; cell differentiation; negative regulation of activin receptor signaling pathway.